AGAUGCCUUCACACUCUCACACACACUCUUCUGAGCAUCACACACACCGAAACUACGCUUGGAUUCACCUGGCUGUAAAGGAUUCUGUUAAACAGAUCUGAAGUCUAUCGGAUGCGCUCCUCUGGAAUGAGCCCAUGCUGACACCAUACUCCUGGACCCUCUCGCUUUUCCUAAGUUCGGGAGUGGUUGUUCCGGUAACAAUGAGUGGACCACUGUCCUUCGCUGGACUUGUCUUCUUCCACCUCCUCUCUUUGCCUCUCGUCACGUCACAGACGCCAUCGCUCCCAGCGACCUCUGACCCCGAGCCUGUGCCCUCUCUGCCUGAAGAGUGCCGGAGAAAACUGCACCCUGUUACCUCCUACACAGCUUUGAGCCCGUGGCUGUCCUCUUUCUCUAUGCCUGGAGUGAACGACUACUCGCCGCUCGCACUCGACUUCACCAGGAACCAGCUGAUAGUGGGAGCCAGGAAUCAUCUCUUCCGAUUGAGUUUGAGCAACAUCUCCCUCCUGCAGGCCACAGAAUGGGCCGUAGACGAGACCACCAGGAGGUCCUGCCAGAGCAAAGGAAAGACAGAGGAUGAGUGUCAGAACUAUGUUCGUGUCCUCCUGUUGAACGGCAGCCGUUUGUUUACCUGUGGCACUAAUGCUUUCAUGCCCAUCUGUACGACUCGUCCUAUUACUGACAUGGCGAGCGUUCUGGAGUCCAUCAGUGGGGUGGCGCGCUGUCCCUACGACCCUCGACACAACUCUACAGCGAUGAUAACUGAGAGUGGAGAAGUCUAUGCGGCCACUGUGACUGAUUUCUCCAGCCGUGACCCUAUUAUUUACCGCAGUCUGGGGAACAUGCCACCCCUGCGGACCGCCCAGUACAACUCCAAAUGGCUCAGUGAUCCUCACUUUGUCUCUGCGUACGAGGUGGGCCGCUUCACAUACCUCUUUCUCCGAGAGAACGCGGUAGAACAGGAUUGUGGGAAGAUUGUCUUCUCUCGUGUGGCCCGCGUGUGUCAGAAUGACAUCGGCGGUCGUUUCCUGCUGGAAGACACAUGGACCACCUUCAUGAAGGCUCGGCUGAACUGUUCCCGCUCUGGAGAUGUUCCCUUCUACUACCAUGAGCUGCAGAGCACCUUCUACCUCCCUGAGCAGGACCUCAUCUACGGAGUCUUCACCACCAAUGUGAACAGCAUUGCUGCGUCAGCAGUGUGUGCGUUUAACCUUAGUGCCAUCACACAGGCCUUUAACGGACCCUUCCGUUAUCAGGAGAACCCUCGGACCAGCUGGCUUUCCACUCCCAAUCCUAUUCCGAACUUUCAGUGUGGGACAGUGAAUGAUUCGGGUUCAGGCAGUAAUCUAACAGAGCGCAGUCUUCAAGACGCCCAGAGGCUCUACCUCAUGAGUGAGGUGGUUCAGCCCAUCUCCACAGAUCCUCUGGUCAUGCAGGACAACAUCCGUUACUCCAGGCUGGCCGUGGACAUCGUUCAGGGGAGGGACACGCUUUACCACGUCAUGUACAUCGGCACAGAGCACGGCACCAUCAUUAAGGCCUUGUCCACCAGUAAUAAGAGUCUGCGUGGAUGUUACCUGGAGGAGAUGAACAUUCUUCCAGAAAACAUGCAGGAGCCAAUCCUAAACCUACAGAUUCUGCACAACGAUAGGUCGCUUUUCGUGGGACUUCCCAGCAGAGUCCUGAAGAUCCCACUGGAGAGAUGCUCCAGCUACAAAACUGAACAGGAUUGUCUGGGCGCCAGGGAUCCGUACUGCGGAUGGGACCGGAGAGAGAAGCGCUGUACGACGAUUGAGGACAGUUCCAACAUGAGCCAGUGGAGCCAAGACAUCACAAAGUGCCCUGAGCGGAAACUUACCCAAGAUGGUGGAUUUGGCCACUGGUCCCCAUGGCAGGCUUGUAACCAUGAUGACGGAGGGGAAGGCACCAGCACGUGUCAGUGUCGCACCAGGUCCUGUGAUAACCCUCGACCCCAGUGUGGAGGGAUGAAGUGUGUCGGUGCCAACAUAGAGGUGGCCAACUGCUCCAGGAAUGGAGGCUGGACCCCCUGGUCGUCCUGGGCCGAGUGCAGCACCAGUUGUGGCAUUGGAUUUGAGGUCCGUCAGCGGUCCUGCAACAACCCAGCACCCCGUCACGGAGGACGCGUAUGCGUAGGUCAGGCGCGAGAGGAGAGAUUGUGUAACGAAAAGAAUCCAUGUCCUGUUCCGGUGUCCUGGCUCUCCUGGAGCGCUUGGUCCAAAUGUAGCGUUGCCUGUGGUGGUGGAGUCCAAUCCCGUGUUCGAACCUGCGAGAAUGGCAACACGUGUCCUGGUUGCCCUCUGGAGUACAAGGCGUGUAAUUUGGACGCGUGUGCCGAGGUGAGGCGCACCACGCCGUGGACCCCCUGGUACGCUGUUAAUGUGACUCAGAUGGGUGCGAGACAGGAACAGAGGGUCAGGUACACCUGUAGGGCUCUCCUCGCUGACCCUCACGACCUGCAGCUCGGCAAACGCAAGAUAGAGACUCGCCUCUGUCCCACCACUGACGGAGCUGCUGUCUGUGAGACUGACGGUCUAGUUGAGGACUUGUUGAGAAUGGGUCGACCCGUUACACGAGUGCAAGGAGCCGCCUGGUCAUCAUGGGAAACGUGGUCUGCAUGUUCCAAAGAGUGUUCCAAAGGCUUUCGCACACGCAAGCGCUCCUGUGCCACUCCUGAUGGGAAGAGCACACCGUUCGCCUGCAGCGGGACGCCCGUCGAGUAUCAGGACUGCAACUCUCAGCCAUGCCCAGUGAAGGGGGCGUGGUCAUGCUGGUCUUCCUGGUCCCAGUGCUCUUCUUCCUGUGACGGCGGUCACUACCAGCGCUCUCGAACCUGCUCUAACCCCACGCCUGCUCAUUCUGGAGAGAUCUGCAUCGGCCUGCACACGGAGGAAGCUCUCUGUAACACACACGAGUGUGAAGGUGGGUGGGGGGCGUGGUCAGAGUGGGCGGAGUGUAAUGAGGAGGGGAAGCAGCUCCGCGGUCGACUAUGUGAAUUAAACUCCUCUUGCCAAGGAAACUCUACAGAUCAGAGAACGUGUCGGCCCAAUGAGAGCGCAGUGCUGUCAAAGGGACAGAGGAGGAACUCAAACUGUGGAGGGUUUUCUCUGUUCCACUUGGUGCUGACGGGCGCAUGUUGUUUUGUGGGAGCUGUUCUGCUGUCCGUCCUGGUGUACGUGUACUGUCAGAGACUCCGCAAACCUCCUCAAGAGUCCGCAGUCAUUCAUCCCAGCACUCCCAACCACUUACACUAUAAAGAGAACAGCUGUGCGCCCAAGAACGACUUAUACACACCCAUGGAGUUCAAGGUAUCCCAUCAUGCCACCGGGGUCUCUCUUUUGCAGUGGUCCUUAACUUGUGGUUUGGAUUGUCUGGGCGCCAGGGAUCCGUACUGCGGAUGGGACCGGAGAGAGAAGCGCUGUACGACGAUUGAGGACAGUUCCAACAUGAGCCAGUGGAGCCAAGACAUCACAAAGUGCCCUGAGCGGAAACUUACCCAAGAUGGUGGAUUUGGCCACUGGUCCCCAUGGCAGGCUUGUAACCAUGAUGACGGAGGGGAAGGCACCAGCACGUGUCAGUGUCGCACCAGGUCCUGUGAUAACCCUCGACCCCAGUGUGGAGGGAUGAAGUGUGUCGGUGCCAACAUAGAGGUGGCCAACUGCUCCAGGAAUGGAGGCUGGACCCCCUGGUCGUCCUGGGCCGAGUGCAGCACCAGUUGUGGCAUUGGAUUUGAGGUCCGUCAGCGGUCCUGCAACAACCCAGCACCCCGUCACGGAGGACGCGUAUGCGUAGGUCAGGCGCGAGAGGAGAGAUUGUGUAACGAAAAGAAUCCAUGUCCUGUUCCGGUGUCCUGGCUCUCCUGGAGCGCUUGGUCCAAAUGUAGCGUUGCCUGUGGUGGUGGAGUCCAAUCCCGUGUUCGAACCUGCGAGAAUGGCAACACGUGUCCUGGUUGCCCUCUGGAGUACAAGGCGUGUAAUUUGGACGCGUGUGCCGAGGUGAGGCGCACCACGCCGUACCCCUGGUACGCUGUUAAUGUGACUCAGAUGGGUGCGAGACAGGAACAGAGGGUCAGGUACACCUGUAGGGCUCUCCUCGCUGACCCUCACGACCUGCAGCUCGGCAAACGCAAGAUAGAGACUCGCCUCUGUCCCACCACUGACGGAGCUGCUGUCUGUGAGACUGACGGUCUAGUUGAGGACUUGUUGAGAAUGGGUCGACCCGUCACACGAGUGCAAGGAGCCGCCUGGUCAUCAUGGGAAACGUGGUCUGCAUGUUCCAAAGAGUGUUCCAAAGGCUUUCGCACACGCAAGCGCUCCUGUGCCACUCCUGAUGGGAAGAGCACACCGUUCGCCUGCAGCGGGACGCCCGUCGAGUAUCAGGACUGCAACUCUCAGCCAUGCCCAGUGAAGGGGGCGUGGUCAUGCUGGUCUUCCUGGUCCCAGUGCUCUUCUUCCUGUGACGGCGGUCACUACCAGCGCUCUCGUACCUGCUCUAACCCCACGCCUGCUCAUUCUGGAGAGAUCUGCAUCGGCCUGCACACGGAGGAAGCUCUCUGUAACACACACGAGUGUGAAGGUGGGUGGGGGGCGUGGUCAGAGUGGGCGGAGUGUAAUGAGGAGGGGAAGCAGCUCCGCGGUCGACUAUGUGAAUUAAACUCCUCUUGCCAAGGAAACUCUACAGAUCAGAGAACGUGUCGGCCCAAUGAGAGCGCAGUGCUGUCAAAGGGACAGAGGAGGAACUCAAACUGUGGAGGGUUUUCUCUGUUCCACUUGGUGCUGACGGGCGCAUGUUGUUUUGUGGGAGCUGUUCUGCUGUCCGUCCUGGUGUACGUGUACUGUCAGAGACUCCGCAAACCUCCUCAAGAGUCCGCAGUCAUUCAUCCCAGCACUCCCAACCACUUACACUAUAAAGAGAACAGCUGUGCGCCCAAGAACGACUUAUACACACCCAUGGAGUUCAAGACUCUGAAUAAGAACACCCUGCUUCCACCUGAUGAAAGCUGCAACUUCUUCCCAUCAGCCUUGCCACAGACCAACGUCUACGCCACCACGUAUUACCCGUCUCCUCUGGGCAAGUACGACUUUCCUUCCAUGGAUGCACCCUGCAGCUACAUGCACAGCUGAUGCACAAAGACACACAUCAUGCUUUCUUAGGGGUGUGUGACCACGCUUACACACCCUUGUCCGUCCAUGCAGCUACAUGCAUUGUAAAAUGCAUGGAUCCACAGGAAGGUCGAGCGCAUAACCUGCGUCUCAAAAGAUGCAGGAACACGCAAUGGAUUGUUGUUCGGAUAAGACGGGCCCAUGUAGUUUUCUUGUAGCAUUUCCUUUCCUAAAUGUCAUCUCAAACCGGAAGUCACGGGUUCAGUUGAUCACAUGCGUUGUAAUAACUACAGACUGACACUCACAAAGCAUGCACACUUCCUAAAACGCAGAGGAGCGAGAGGAAUUCUGGCAUCUUCGCUUUUCACGUGAAGCUCAAAACUGAAUGGUGACGUACUGCUUGUGCUUUUCACAAUAGAAAAAAAACGCAAGGCAGAACUCGUUUCGAGUCGAAUGGUUCCAGGCAGCUGUGACGUCUCUCGAUAAGCCUGAACAUCUGUUUCUCUUAUUUUUUCCCUGGUUUAUGUCCUUUCGGCUCCAGAACUCAAGUGGUGGAUGUCAGAUACUAGAUGGACUCAGGAUUACUGGUUGAUGCGACUGGUUGACGUCACACUGGGCGAGGAGCGGUGUACGGUGCAGACUGUUAUCUUCACCGUCCAAUAAAAGACUUGAGCUCAUGGAUAUAUGGCCGUCCGCACACUCUUACACAUCUGUUCAUCAGGAUCAAUAUGUCUGUCAGGCGCUUUUUAAAGGGAAAGUUCAUCCAGAUGAUGACAGUUCUGCCAUCCUUUACUCACCCUCAUGUCACUGCAAACAUUCAUGGCUUUUUCCCACGGCAAGAAACAUAGUCCUAACCCUAUCCCUAUUUCGAAACUUAUCCCUGAAAUCAGUGGGAAAUGAUGAAUAGAAUGAAUAGAAGCAUCUAUCCCUCAAAUCUGAUUGGUUGAUUGGAAUGAUGUUAAUCCAGGAAAAUGUUCCUGGAAAUCAUGUUCACGCUACAGGUGACUAGGGUAAAAAAAUGAAUUAAUUAGAUAAUAUAAAUCAGAAAAUACUGUAAACAGAAAAAAAUCUCCUUAUUUUUUGGAAUGAACUGUUAUAUAAAACAGGUUAAUGAUAUAUUGAACAAACCCUUCUGUAAAAACCUUCGGAAUAUAGAUAUUGAGAAAACUGGUAUUUAUUAUGAGUGAAAUCUACACAUGCAACUAGAUGUAAUGAAAAAAAAAACAAUAAUGUG
Molecule: messenger RNA, 6354 nt
Organism: Pimephales promelas (fathead minnow)
Lineage: Eukaryota; Metazoa; Chordata; Actinopteri; Cypriniformes; Leuciscidae
Source: RefSeq, a predicted model, not a curated record